Dioscorea cayenensis subsp. rotundata (Guinea yam) is the source of this 546-nucleotide messenger RNA. RefSeq names its product dirigent protein 4-like. NCBI's taxonomy places the organism in Eukaryota, Viridiplantae, Streptophyta, Magnoliopsida, Dioscoreales, Dioscoreaceae. The coding region runs from base 1 to 546 and encodes 181 amino acids. The record is from RefSeq and is a predicted model, not a curated record. The transcript has a single exon.
AUGAAGAAUGGAACCCUUCGCCUUCUCCUUCUCUUUGUUCUAACCCUGGUUUCACUAGGCCAUGCACACUACUCCUUAGGUAAAGAGAAGGUCACACACCUCCACUUCUUCUAUCAAGAAAACCUCAUUUCAAACCACCCUAGUGCUGUGCUGGCUGCCAAACCCAAAGACACCACAGUCAAUGCCUCUAAUCUUGCACCAUUUGGGGCAGUGUAUGUCCUUGAUACACCUCUCACUGAAGGACAAGACCCAAACUCAAAGGUGGUUGGAAAAUUACAAGGCCUUUCAGUGUCUGCAGGGGAAGACAAGGCUAUGGUUGUGUUCAUCGUGGACUUUGGGUUCACUUCCGGUGAGUUCAAUGGUAGUUCUAUCAGUGCGUUGUCAAGAAACCCAAUAUUGGAAACAGAUAGGGAACUUGCUAUUGUUGGUGGCCGUGGGAAGUUUAGGAUGGCACGUGGGUUUGCUAAUCUACAUACAAAUUAUAUAAAUGCUACUUCAGGUGUUGUUAUUGUCGAGUAUAAUGUUACUGUUUUUCAUUAUGAAUAA